AAGAUUUUUUUUUCUCUAUAACGAAUGACAAAUGUCUAUCUAUGUCCAACAAACCAAUGUCUGGCAAAUUGAUAUUGGACGGAAUUUAUAAGAAAGUUUGUAUUGUAAAGAAUACCAUUUAGUGAUCACUGGGGAUAUUUAUAUGAAUUACAAAAUGACGGGCAAUGUUAAUAAUAAAUUAAGCCCCAAAAUCAUUUCAAUUUUCAUAGUUUUGAUUUGCCACAGUUUUUAUAACCCAACUGAUAGUGGUGCUGUUCAGAUUACUCAAAGCAAUUUAGAUAUGGUACUAGCGUCUAAUGAAGUUGUGUUUAUAAAUUUUUAUGCGGAAUGGUGUAAAUUUAGCAACAUGCUAAUGCCGAUUUUCGAUGAUGCUGCGGACGCGGUUACCAAAGAAGGUUAUGAUACGGGAAAAGUUGUUAUGGGAAAGGUGGAUUGUGACAGAGAAGGAGCUGUAGCAACUAGGUUUCACAUCACAAAGUAUCCUACAUUGAAACUCUUUAGAAAUGGUCUUCCAUCCAAGAAGGAAUACAGAGGUCAACGCUCAGUUGAAGCAUUCACCGAGUUUAUUAAGAAACAGCUAUCAGAUUCUAUUAUUACCUUUGGUUCCUUGAAAGAACUCCAUGAUUUAAGCGAGGACAAGAGACAUAUUAUUGCAUACAUGGACAGGAGGGACCAGCCUGAAUAUGAUGUGGUUCGCAGAGUGGCAGCUAAUCUUAAAGAUGAAUGUAUCUUCCAUGCUGGUUUUGGUGAUGCUUCCCAGCAAAUGCACCCGCCAGGACAACCUAUUGUGGUAUUUAGAACUGAUCGUAAAACUUCAACUGAACCUGAUGAGACGUUCCAAGGUUCCUUGACCAGCUUUGACGAGUUAUAUAACUGGGUACAAGAAAAGUGCAUACCUUUAGUCCGUGAGAUCACCUUUGAGAAUGCUGAAGAACUGACAGAGGAUGGAUUGCCGUUCCUUAUUCUGUUCCAUCAUCCAACUGAUACGGAGAGUGUGAAAAAAUAUAAGGAAAUCAUCAGUAAGGAGUUGUUGUCUGAAAAACAAAAUGUGAACUUCCUGACCGCUGAUGGUGUGAGGUUCGAGCAUCCUCUGCACCACUUGGGGAAAUCGGUAUCAGAUCUGCCGCUGAUCGCCAUCGACUCGUUCCGACACAUGUACCUGUUCCCCAACUACAGUGAUAUGGAGAAGCCCGGCAAGCUCAAGCAGUUCCUGCAAGACCUCUACUCGGGAAAACUUCACAGAGAGUUCCAUUACGGUCCAGAGAGUCCGGAGGUGGUGAGCACAGAUGUGAAGGUGACUACUCCCCCGGAGUCCACCUUCAAGAAGUUGGCUCCGUCCAAAAACAGAUACACUCUGCUCAGGGACGAGUUAUAAGGCUGCUGCAGAUUAGGUUUUGAAAUUUAGCUUAAGUCAAAGCCAACUAAAGGAGCUUUAGUAAAACAUCUCAUCUAA
Molecule: messenger RNA, 1453 nt
Organism: Papilio polytes (common Mormon)
Lineage: Eukaryota; Metazoa; Arthropoda; Insecta; Lepidoptera; Papilionidae
Gene: ERp44
Product: endoplasmic reticulum resident protein 44
Exons: 7
Coding region: 143-1375 (410 amino acids)
Source: RefSeq, a predicted model, not a curated record